AUGAUCUAUACUACGCGUCCGUAUUAUACGCGUCGCCUAAACGUUCGCGUCGUCCGUACGCGUCUCGUACGCGACCGUCUCGUACGCGACCGUCUCGUACGCGACCGUCUCGUACGCGCCGUCUCGUACGCGUCCGUCGUACGUGUCAGCGUCGCGACCUCGUACGCGACGCGUCCGUCUCUGUUUUACAGUCUUUACGCGACCGUCUCGACGCCUUCGUCGUCUCAAGCGCUGUCUUUAUCAACCAUCAGCGAUUCAAUCAGUUUCAUAGGCGUCCGUCUUUACGCGUCCGAUUCUUGGCGUCAUCACUCAUGUUCGUCCGUCUCAUAUUCGCGUCCGUCUUUUAUGCGUCAGAAAUCUUUUCAAAAAAAUCAAAUCUCGUAUGCGUCCGAACAAGAUUACACGUCCGUCUUUUAUUCAACUGUGAAUCUGCUUGAGAUGCGUCAGUCUCGUUACGCGUCCGUCUCUGAGUUGCGUCCGUCUCUAGAUAAAUAA
Molecule: messenger RNA, 495 nt
Organism: Acanthosepion pharaonis
Lineage: Eukaryota; Metazoa; Mollusca; Cephalopoda; Sepiida; Sepiidae
Source: the annotation of a GenBank genome assembly